Molecule: messenger RNA, 2596 nt
Organism: Penaeus chinensis
Lineage: Eukaryota; Metazoa; Arthropoda; Malacostraca; Decapoda; Penaeidae
Product: chymotrypsinogen B-like
Exons: 12
Coding region: 715-2109 (464 amino acids)
Biological process (GO): proteolysis
Molecular function (GO): serine-type endopeptidase activity
Source: RefSeq, a predicted model, not a curated record
CACACACACACACACACACACACACACACACACACACACACACACACACACACACACACACACACACACACACACAUACAUACAUGCAUACCACAACUGCACGUUUGUUUAUACGUUUCACUAAAAGAGAUGAUAAACAUCAUACUAUUAUCCAUCCCAGUCAUCAUAUUACCGUAUAUAUUACUCAUGUCUCGAUGUAAAAUGUGGUAAUUCAUUUUCAGAGAAUAUUAUAUGUAUACUCAGAGUCUGAGACCACUAUCGUACUGCUGUUGUUGUUUUUUAAUGAUUAAUAGCACAAUAUAUGAUAUAUGAUUGUUCCUUCACCUCUCUUUGUCUGUCUUAUUUUCUCUCUCACAAUUUAUUGGAUAAUUUGAUGUUAUGGGUUUAAAUUGCGAGGUGAAGUGUGAAUAAUGAUUUAUAUUUUCCAGUCUUCCUAUGGUAAAAAUACAAAUUGCAAUAUUCAUCAGUAAUUACUGUAACUUUAACAUAAGCAGAUUAAUUAAUUAUCAGGCUUUGCGUCUACAGGUUUCUGCUAUGAAGUCAGACUGUAGUUUUUUCGCAUACUUCCAAUACUUUAUAAUACAAAAAUAUUUUCAUUACUAAGCUAGUUGUUAUCAUGAUUUAAAUCAAGUUUGCGCUAAACGACCAAAGAAGAAGCCAAUUAUAGAAAGAUACAAAACUACGAAGAGUAGAAAAAAUCGUCUGAAACACAAAAUGUGGGAAGUGUUGCUUCUGCUAGUCGGCUUCGCAUUGAUUUCUCCGAGUCAAGGAAAAAGUCACGUCUCUGGCAAGAAAAUGUAUAUAGAACCUAGAGAAACUGAGGACAAGUCGCAGGAACUCAGUGAGUCGCCAGCCCACGACAGAAUCCUGAACAAAUGUCGCAACGAGAACCGAUUUUCCUCCCGGAGGACAUUGGCACUGUGCCUGAGGAAACAUGGGGUGCGAGGAGGAAAGGGCUCGGUGGAGAGGAACGGAAAAGCGAAGUGCGGGAAAACUUACAAGCUGAAGAGAGGAGCAAGAAGGACCUUCCGAAUCAAAGGAAAUGAGGACUUUUGCGAAGCUUUCUUUGAGCCAAGAGGUAAUGCGGAGCUACAGUUACUUUGCAGGCAAUUCGAUCUCUCCGACUGCAAUGAAGAAUACUUUACCGUUACUGACCUAGACUCUGAGGAGAAGUUUUGUAAUAACGAGGGCCCUGAUGAGCGAAAGGGGCUGGAGACUUUGCGUCUUACGUAUCAGAGAGUCAGCAAAGUCACUGAUGGGACAAAUAUCUUGUGUGUCGUCAGAGGUGUGAAGGUUUCCGGAGGAGGAGGAGGAGGGAGUAGCGGUGCAACACAGGCUCCUGGAUGCAAGCAAGUGUGUGGGAAGGCUCCGAGGAACGCUGGGGCGACAAAGAUUGUGGGCGGGCAAGCUUCGCAACCUGGAGAAUACCCUUGGAUGGUCCGUCUGUCUAUCAGGGACGGUCUCUUAACCUACCUCUGCGGUGGGUCCAUCAUCACGUCACUCCACAUAAUAACGGCAGCCCACUGUGUCGAUUAUAGGGCUCCGGAGGUAACAGUCAUGGCGGGCGAACACAACGUAGAAACUGAAGACGAAAGCAUCACGCAAACCAUUGGUGCCAAGAAAGUCGCUAUGCACCCGAAGUUCGAUGCCACUACCUCGGCCAACGACAUAGCUGUAAUCACGCUGCAGUCGCCUCUCGAAUGGACCGACGACGUGGGACCCAUUUGUCUGCCGCCUGAUAAGACCUUCGCAAAUAGCGAGGCAGUCAUUGUAGGAUGGGGCUUGUUGAACUACCAGGAUUUGACACUUCCGGACGAACUCCAGGAAGCGGGGGUCACUGUGUUCGAUCAUGGGGAGUGUAAAAGCGCUCACGCUUUCUCAAACUUCCCUGUUACUGAUAAACAUAUUUGCGCUGCCGACCCUGGACAAAUUGCUUGCAGGGGCGAUUCCGGGGGACCUUUGAUGACGAAAAAAAACAGACUUUGGUUGUUGCUCGGAGUAACAAGUUUUGGCCCAGAGGACUGUUCGUCAGAUGUUCCUGCCGUGUACACCCGUGUCUCUUCCUACAGCGAAUGGAUACUAAAUAAGCUCUCAAAGGGCUCUUGCUAAUGAUUCUGAAUUCUGGCGAUGAAUUUUAACUUAGAAGAAGAAAAAACACAACCUCUGGUUAUUAUUUGUCAGAUGAAAAUAUACGCCAAGGUAAAACAAACACUCGUUUAAUUCUUGGACAUUUCAAAUAUUUAUUAUCAGUGUGCUAGUAUCUGUGUUCUAUCUGUAUGUACAAGUGUAUGUUGUGUUCACCUGUGUGUUCGUUGCAGAAUUGCACUACAAUCCAUUCUCACUAUAGAAUUCAAUAGUGCCAUUCUUUGUUAUUGAAUGGUCGGCAUAAAGGCUUUUAUUAAACAUUAGAAUUUUAAUAUUGAUUUGCUUGGACUUGACAAAAACAAUGAUAAUUUGAUGGAGGAUAAACAGAAGCUUACUGAUAAUCUCGAUAGGCCCGAGGUCAUGCUCACAGAUUAUCACUGCGAAUGAUAAGGUAGAGAUUAAUGAAGGUUGAUAUCAAUAAGUAUACUUAUAAAGGAAGAGACCAGUGUUA